Messenger RNA from Anopheles darlingi, 2156 nucleotides. RefSeq lists its product as uncharacterized. Lineage: Eukaryota; Metazoa; Arthropoda; Insecta; Diptera; Culicidae. The record is from RefSeq and is a predicted model, not a curated record. The coding region runs from base 466 to 1572 and encodes 368 amino acids. The transcript is spliced from 2 exons.
AUCAGAUAAUCCACGGUUUCAUGUUGCGUAUGUAAUGUUGUUGGAAAGAUUUUCACUCGGUGUAUGAGCAGCAUAAACACUCUGCCUCUCUCUCUCUCUCGCUCUGCAACGCUCCCUCCGCAGUAUUAAGAAAAAAAAACAGCAUCCGCAAAUCUUCGUACAAAAGUUGUAGCGAGAAACAAUCCUCAAAUUGUGCACAUAUUUGUCGUAUCGUCUUCUGUUUUGUGUCCUGCCCUUGUCCUCCGAGUGGUGUUUAUUAAGCGUUAAGGGAUUGUUUCUGUUUGUCGCGUAAACAGCUCCAGUCGCACUUUCCAUGAUUUUCGGAAAUUAUAGAGACAUUUAGCAGUGUCCGAGUACGAAGGAAAAUCAUCAGCAUUCCACCGGGCCCCUCUUUUGAGGAGCAAGUGGAUCAUCUGACUGCAAACUAGCCCUUUUCUCCGCCUGCUGCUUUUUGGCCGAAUCGCGAUGCGGAGUCGUACGGAACAGGUAACGAACACGGUCGAUGGGUCCGACUAUGACGACGAUACGGAUUUCGAAGACUCCGAAGAGGACUGGCGUCCAGAGAAAGGUGACUCUAAGGCCGGUCUGAAACGCAAGAGCCUCGAUACUAAGGGCGGUGCAGGACGCCGUGGUAGCCGGAACAGUGGUGUUGCGGCCAAACGAGGCCGUAAAGCAGCCAGCGGUCCCACUCGACGGCGAACCGGGCGUCCGCGAAGAUCAGCCGGUGGCCGAACGUCCGUUCCGAGCGACGAGGAAGAAGAUGACGAACAGCAAGAGGACAGCGAACGGAAUGAAGAAGAGCAUGAGGACGACGACGACGAUGACGGUGAAGAGGAGGAGGACAGUGACGACGCUAGUGAAUUGGAGGAUUUACCGGUAUCCUCGAGGCGUGGCCGUAAGUCGUUAACGGCCACGGGAAAGAACCGGGCGUCCGCUGGCAGUACCAGGGGCAAUAGACAGGGUUCGCGUAGCGGUACGACGAGCCAACCAGCCGCCAAACCCAUCCUGCGCAAAGUCGUCAACAUGACGCAAAGCUUCCCGGACAAGAGCGGCAUCCUUAAGCUGUACGCCUUCAAGGACGAUCUGCGUGAAGGAAUUCGGGACAACUUGAAGGUAUGCCUGUGGCGCCGUGAUGGCUCAAGCUUGCUGCAGAAAUACUUCCGCGAUAAAACCGUCGAUCCGAGUACGCCCCAGUUCACCUCGUCGAUGGUGUACUCCUGCUGGGAAGAUAAGCGAGCUUACGAGUACAUGGAGGUGAAGGUACGCUGCAUCGAGCAAUCGAAGCAGUUACGCGUCCAGAUCGUUGAUGUGGAGGCGGUGGAGCGUCGGGCAAAGGAGGAAUACCGAGAGUACGUGACCAAGUAUGAGAGACUCGACGGUGCGACGGCGAGUGGGAACGGUAGCUCACCCUCGAAGGAUGGAGACGCUGGGGCAGAUAAUGAAGUGGACACCGCCGGAAGCCAAGGUGAGGAUGAAGAUGGCGCCGAUGACAAUGACGAAAAUAACAUAGAAAUGGGGGAGGAAGAGGAUGCCAGUGAGGAGGAGGAAGAGGAUCCUCCCCAGGAAGAAUGAUAAAUAGCUUAGUGUUGUUUCCUCACACACAAAACGCACUUACACUUGACUGUGGUGUAGUGGCGUCGGAAUGGAACAUAACAAAGAACCGGCAUCUAUCUAGGAGAUACUUUCGAGGAUAAACAUGUAUUUUAGAGUAAAACCAUUACCCCGUUCGCCCUCUAUUGUCAAUAUUAAUCACGAAAUUUUAAAGAUCUUUGACUCGUAAUGUACGUAACAACCGGACGUCUCUUGAUGUAAUGUGGUAUGAAGAGCUAAAUAUGUUUUAUGUUGUGCACAGAGGGAGGUGGGGGAUUAUGCAUUAAAUGAUAGAUACAAUUACUCACCUCUUACGCAGUUAGCAUGUUCGACCGGAAAAGCGAUUGUCUUAAGGGAUCCUCGACUAAGGAGCGAUAGAAUGAGAAUGAUUCAUUGUUUUAAAUGGAGCAUAGAGCGUCCAGGGAAUUCGGCGCAGGUUGUUUUUUAUUUGUGGUUUAUGAAUUUGGCAAAAAUAUGAAACGAAAAAGGCACGUCCCAACGACUGAUGCACAUGUCUGAUCGGAGCAGCAGGGCACAGCGUGACCGAAUCAACAUCCUCCAACGUG